GUAUUCGGUUAAAUAUUACACAAUCACCAUCAAACAUGGCGGCCAUUGGAAGAUUGUUGUGUGUCGGGAGAAAUGCUAACAAGCUUCUGUUUCCUGUAGCUCGGGCAGGAGUAUGUAGACAGUUAUCAGUGUCUGUUGACGAUCAUCUAACUGGACUAACAAGCGAACAAAUUCAUCUUCGGGAAGUAGCCUACAACUUUUGCCAAAAUGAGCUUGCGCCUUAUGCAGACCAGAUCGACAAGGAAAAUAACUUCCCUAAACUUCGGGAAUUUUGGAAGAAGCUUGGGGAUCUUGGUUUUCAUGGCAUUACAGUGCCAGUUGAUGAUGGUGGCAUCGGCAGUGGCUACAUGGAGCAUAUCAUUGUACUUGAAGAGAUGAGCAGAGUGUCGGGUUCUAUUGCUCUCAGCUAUGGAGCACACUCCAAUCUCUGCAUCAACCAGAUCGCCCGCAAUGGAAAUAAGGAACAAAAACGGAAAUACCUACCAAAGCUGUUAUCAGGAGAGCAUAUUGGGGCAUUAGCCAUGAGUGAAGCAAAUGCGGGGUCUGAUGUGAUAUCCAUGAAGCUGAGGGCAGACAAAGAUGGGGAUCACUAUGUUCUUAAUGGUCACAAAAUGUGGAUUACUAACGGACCAGACGCAGAUGUUCUCAUUGUCUAUGCCAAAACUAACCCCUCCAGCAAAAAGCCAGAGCACGCCAUCACAACAUUCCUCGUCGAAAAGGGCAUACCAGGGUUCAGCACUAGCCCCAAGCUGGAUAAGCUGGGUAUGAGGGGGUCCAAUACUUGUGAGCUAGUGUUUGACAACUGCAGGAUUCCAGCUGAGAAUGUAAUGGGAGAGGUCAACAAGGGGGUGUAUGUCUUGAUGAGCGGGCUGGACAUAGAGAGACUGAUCUUGGCAGCUGGGCCUGUAGGUCUAAUGCAGGCUUGCUUAGAUGUCACUGUGCCAUACCUUCACGCAAGGACUGCGUUUGGCCAGAAAAUAGGUGAAUUCCAGAUGAUGCAAGGCAAGAUGGCGGACAUGUACACCCGUCUGAAUGCAUGCAGGAGUUACCUGUACACUGUAGCACGAGCUUGUGAUGCUGGUCACAUCAGUAACAAGGACUGUGCAGCCAUAAUACUCUACACUGCAGAAAAUGCCACCCAAGUGGCUCUCGAUGCCAUCCAGUGUUUAGGGGGGAAUGGCUAUAUCAAUGACUACCCAACCGGAAGAUUCCUUCGUGACGCCAAACUUUAUGAGAUUGGUGCUGGCACCAGCGAAGUGAGAAGACUCAUUAUCGGCCGCGCAUUCAACAAGGAGUUCAAGUAGAUGGUGUGACCGUUAAUUAGCAUAGUAACCAUAGAAACCUAGGGGGACUGCACUAAAGGCAAGUGGAAUGCCAAGAGGCGCCGUGAUCGAAGACGGAGCGAUUUUUGUGGACACUUUUCUCCAGUGGUGUCUUCGGUAAUUGCAGCAGCUGGUAUUGGCCGCUUCACGAUUGACUUUAGUAUUUAUGGGACAUGGUUAAGGGCCAUGGGUUUAUCGUGGGCCAUGGUUUUCUCAACAAUCCGUUAUCGGGGAAAAGAAGGCUUGCCGGAAAAAAACACAAAUGAGUCUUUGUGGUCCACUCGGUAAUUCCCUGAUAUACAGGAAGAAUAGUAGUGUCUGUACUAAGCGUGGUCCACGGAAAAGUGCAUGCGCAAAGAGGAUGCGCUCGGAAUGUGAAGGCAAAGUGUGAUAUAAUGCGCAACUAAAAGGAUUUUGGAUCGUAUGAACACAUUUCUCUUCAUUUCUUCUUUACUCUUCCUUCCUUUUGUCUCUGAAAGAGGGUGCUUUGUCGAUAAUGGAAGCUUUAUAAAAGGUAGCUUUUACAACACACAUGCUUUAUUUACCUGUCCUUGUGUUUCAUCUUUAAAUGUGCUGCGCUUUUCUCCUUAAAUUAACUAUUUUUCAGUAUUGGGCGCAAAGACACUGUGGGUGCUGCACAUGUUUUUUUGUCUUCGGCAAAAUGUUAGGGCUUUAUUCGAGGAUAUUGUGUCAGUGUAUUUCAAUAGAAUUCAUUGGAGUCGUUGGGUGAUCCACUGAGUAAACAAUCGAUACCCCUCUUCCCCCCCCCCUAUCAAGUCGCAAAUCCGGUAGUGUUGAGUGACCACUGUCGGAACCAGGCCAUCCGCUUUGAUAAUAAAGAUUGGACAGAAACGGUG
This is a messenger RNA of Nematostella vectensis (starlet sea anemone), 2179 nucleotides long. Its product is annotated as isovaleryl-CoA dehydrogenase, mitochondrial. The transcript is spliced from 12 exons. NCBI's taxonomy places the organism in Eukaryota, Metazoa, Cnidaria, Anthozoa, Actiniaria, Edwardsiidae. The coding region runs from base 36 to 1304 and encodes 422 amino acids. Gene Ontology annotation, biological process: L-leucine catabolic process. Gene Ontology annotation, molecular function: 3-methylbutanoyl-CoA dehydrogenase activity; flavin adenine dinucleotide binding. The record is from RefSeq and is a predicted model, not a curated record. Gene Ontology annotation, cellular component: mitochondrion.